Messenger RNA from Adineta ricciae, 1614 nucleotides. Lineage: Eukaryota; Metazoa; Rotifera; Eurotatoria; Adinetida; Adinetidae. The record is from the annotation of a GenBank genome assembly.
AUGGUCCCAGCGUCAGGACUCAUGUCUAUUGGCUCUUGUCCGCUUCAUGUCAUACACAACUCUUUUCGAAGAGGAACGACGAGCACGCAAUGGGCUAUUGAUGAAUCUGUCAAUGAAAUGUGGUUUCGGUUUUCAUGUUCUGCUGCACGUGAAGAUUUCGUCAAAGUUGCUCAUAGUAUCGUCGACGGCUACGCACGCUUCCUUCACCGUUUUGUUUGUACUCGAUGGAUUGAAAUUGGCAUGGUACUGGAACGGGUCCUCGAACAAUGGAACAUCAUCAAUGAGUAUUUUCUCAUAUAUCUUCCACAAUCCGACAAAACACUCGCCCGCAACGAUCGAUUCCAGAGGAUCACGACGACACUCAAGGACAAGUCAACAUUAACGCGCUUUCAUUUCAUACUGUAUCUAUAUCGAACUAUAUUCAAGAAAGCCCUUGUUUGGUUCCAGCAAGAACGACUACUCGUCCAUUUAGUGUUUGGUGAGUGUUGCAAUGUUCUUCGAAGCGUUCUUCUCUGUUUCGUUAAAGAGGAGUUAGUUGCGAACAAACAAGGCACACAAUUACUGUCAAUAUCCUACGAACUACAAAACAGCCAGCGUAUCGAUGGCAAGAUCGACAUUGGCGAAUCGACACGAAAUUGUCUUCACGACCUAUCAGUCAGUGAGAAAGCAGUCUUUUACAAAGGUGCUCGUGAGAUUUACUGCACAAUUACAAAAGAACUCAUUCGAACGCUGCCUAUCAACAAUACUCUACUACGCCAUCUUCAAUGUCUACAUCCUUUGCUGAGAAAAGAGAGUGCAUCACGAACUAACAUUCUAUGCAUCGCACGUUCAAUGCCGUUCUUAUUCAACGAAGACGAAAUCGAUCGACUUGGUGUCGAAUGGCGUACGUACGAAAUGGCCGAUAUUCCAGACGACUGGAUUGAAAACAAAACUGGUGAUGAAGAUCAAAGUGAAACAACUAUUUAUCAUCCGAUCGACACAUAUUGGCAUCACGUUUUCUCAGUUAAAACAUCCACUGGCUCUCCACAAUUUGUCGUACUUACGAAGCUCGUUAAAUGUCUCCUUUCUCUUUCUCAUGGCAAUGCCGACGUCGAGCGAGGCUUCAACGAAAACCGGCACCUUGUAUCUGAUGAACGAGCAUUCCUGAGCGAACAGUCUGUAAAUGGUCAACGAGCGACUUCAGCUGGUGUCAAAUUCUUCGCCGACGGAAAACCACAUCAAGUUGCAAUCACAUCAAACCUGCUGGACAAUGUGAAGAACGCUCAUUCUCGAUAUCGCAAGGAUCAAGAACAACAAGAGCAGUUGCGAAGAAACAAAGAAAUUGCUGAUCAGGCAGCAAAAUCGGCGAAAACUCAGCACGAACUUUUGGCGGAACAAGAACUAGAUCUACUUGAAAAACAAAAACAACUACAAAUCGAGCUCAAUCAUGCAACACAUCUGUUCGAAGAAGGCAACCAACGACUCAAGGCGGCGAUCGACGCAAGGAAUUUUUCUGAAAUCGAAACAUCUGGGAUACUGAUCGAUAGUGGCAAGCGAAAGCUUACGAAUAUCAAUACUGAAAUCGUCCAGAACAACGAUGCACUUAAUCAAUUACGAAAAAAAAUGAAGAAAUAA